Molecule: messenger RNA, 1929 nt
Organism: Boleophthalmus pectinirostris (great blue-spotted mudskipper)
Lineage: Eukaryota; Metazoa; Chordata; Actinopteri; Gobiiformes; Gobiidae
Gene: pdlim5a
Product: PDZ and LIM domain 5a
Biological process (GO): actin cytoskeleton organization; muscle structure development; heart development
Cellular component (GO): Z disc; stress fiber; filamentous actin
Molecular function (GO): muscle alpha-actinin binding; actin binding
Source: RefSeq, a predicted model, not a curated record
UGCUUUCGGGACAGGAGCCGGACCGGACUGGGGAAUCGGGGGAUUACAUUGUCUAAGAAUCAGUGUAAAUAAUCUGGAUUUGGCCUCGCAGAGACCGCAGUGUUUUGUGACUCUUGACCUUCUCUGAAUCUCCUCGCUUCUCCACCUCCUCCAGAAGCUCCAUCGUGCCCCAGCGAGAAGCACCAUGAGCCAGUACAGCGUGACCCUGAACGGCCCUGCCCCCUGGGGCUUUAGACUGGCGGGGGGAAAGGACUUCAACCUGCCCCUCUCCAUCUCCAGGCUGACCGACGGAGGGAAGGCGGCCAAAGGGGGCAUCGCCGUGGGAGACCUGGUCCUCUCCAUCGACGGCAUCGCCACCGACAGCAUGAACCACCUGGAGGCUCAGAACAAGAUCAAGAACUGCACCGGGAACCUCAGCCUCAACCUGCAGAAGGCUCCCAGUGUUCCCAAACCUCCUCCAGUCGCGCCCAAGGACGACAUCAUCAGACCCGUGGCCCUCGCUCACCCCCUCCCCCCGCCGCCUCACCCGCACAGCCCCAGCCCCCCCCACGCCGCCCCCUACCUCCCGGGACCCCCGCCCCCCUCCCCCUUCAUCCCCUCGCCCUCCUCCGCCUUCACCCCCACCUCCUCCUCUCCGCCGCCUCCUCCCCCAGCCCCCCCCUCCCCCCGCCGCCCCCCCCCCAUCCUGGUGCCCCCCCAGCCCUCCGUCUACAACACGCCCAUCCACCUGUACUCCGCCCAGAACGCCUGCGAGGUGGCCAUGGGGCAGAGGCGGGGCCUGUUGGAGAGCCAGGGCGGAGCUUUGGCCAACGGAGCACCUCGUAAACACAUCGUGGACACAGACAUCCACUUCUACCAUGUGCCCACUCACGCCGACGCCAGCCGCAAACGCAUCAUGGAGGACACCGAGGACUGGCGCCCGCGCACUGGCACCACCCAGUCCAGGUCCUUCAGGAUCCUGGCCCAGAUCACCGGCACCGAGAACCCUCAACCAGAGGAGACAGACGCAGCCAAGAAGACAAAUGAGGACGUUGCUGAGCCUGCGGUGAACAGCCACGACUCUGCGGUCAUCAAAACCAUGGUCAAGAGUCCAGCUCCAGGUGCUGCUCCUCCUCUGAAGGCUUUCGUCUCACUGAGUUCUGAAAAAACAUCUCGAGUAACGUGCUCAUCCUCCAGAGGAAAGAGCACUGUCGACAAAUGUCAUGGAGCUCAGACGGGUUUGGUGACUCCCUCUUUUGGCAUGAAGGGGAAGAGCGGAGCACCCAAAGGCCCUGUGCCCAGCAGACCCAUCCCUCAGCCCCACCCAAAGGACCAGGACACGCUGGUGCAGAUGGCAGAGCACUACCCCGCGGGCACCCGGACGCCCAUGUGCCACUGCAGCAUGGUCAUCAGAGGGCCCUUCCUGGUGGCGAUGGGGCGCUCCUGGCAUAAAGAGGAGUUUAAUUGCGCCCACUGCAGGUCGUCUCUGGCGGACAUCGGCUUUGUGGAGGAGCAGGGCUGUGUGUACUGUGAGCACUGCUACGAGGAGUUCUUCGCCCCCACCUGCAGCCGCUGCGGAGCCAAGAUCAUGGGGGAGGUGAUCAACGCUCUGAAGCAGACGUGGCACGUGCACUGCUUCCUGUGCGCGUGCUGUCAGCAGCCCAUCAGAAACAACUGCUUCCACCUGGAGGACGGGGAGCCUUACUGCGAAACAGACUUCUACAGUUUGUUUGGGACCGGUUGCCAUGGCUGCGAGUUCCCCAUCGAGGCGGGGGAUCGGUUCCUGGAGGCUCUGGGCUACACCUGGCACGACACCUGCUUCGUCUGCGCGGUUUGCUGCGUGUCUCUGGAGGGUCAAAAGUUCUUCUCCAAAAAAGACAAACCUCUGUGUAAGAAGCACGCAAACACAUUCAAGAUCUGAGUCCUCUCCUCCUCCGCACCUGCAACGUC